AAAAAAAGUAAACAAAGUUUUCAAUUUGGAAAUAUACAUUAAGCAAUGGUAAAAAUAGUAAUUUGAAUUAAUUAUGGUACGAGCCAGCAAAUGUAAUUAAAGACGAAGGGCAUCCAUUCCAGCCAUCAACCGCUAGACGAUUCUAUUAGUCCUUCAUGUCAAGGGGGACAUGUCAACGCUUUAGCUUUAAAUAAUGAUUGCAAUCAAAUGUUAUUUGUUUACCUUUGGAAAAGAAGCUGGGAAUGUUUUUGUUGCAAAAAGCGUAAGAAUUAUGAUAAUUUUGCUUUUAAAUGCUUUCUUGAUAACGUAUUGCGUGGAAUUGCUUGAGGCAAAGACAAAGAUGUGGGCGUUAAAUGUGAACGACAUUUUUAAAUGGAACUAAGCGCAAAUGUUUUAGAAGUGUCUGUAAUGUUUGGGAUUGUAAAAUUCAGCAUUUAUAUUCCAAAUUGACAGAUAAGUCGAAGCCAAUCAACUAAUCGAAAUGCAGUACAUAAGCGUUCAGGUUUUUUUUUGUAGACAGUUGUUGUAGCAUAAUUGAAUUUAGAAAAUAUAAAGUAAUAAUAAAAAAAUGGUAAUUGGGCCUUUUCCAGUAGUAAAAUUAGCAUGGUUAGCUAUAAGACAAGUCAGUGAGCCUAUCGCACGACUAAUUAAGGAUGAGGCCAGGCGAAAUCCAUUCUUUCGCAACAAUAUUUGUAUGCCGCCAGCCCAAGUUUACCAUUGGGUUGAGGUAAACAUGAAGAUGUGGGGUGUAAAUUUAGGACGGCCGGUACAAGUUCCACCUUUGGACGAAGCCACAGCUAUAGAUUUGGGUGCAAAAGUUUUAGGAGAACUUUUCAUUUUUGCCGUUGGUGCCCUAGCAUUACUAUACGAGCAUAUCCGACAAUUAAAAAAGGAAGCUAGAAGAGAAAAAAAUCUGGAAUUGGAAAAGGUCGAGCUGAGGAAUCGUGUGGCCGAAUUAAAUUUUCGCGUAGAACAAAAAAAAGCUCAAUUGAGCGAAAUAAGCGGAAUAUUAGUGGAAUUAGUGUUAAAACCAAAGGGAAUUAACAGCUUCGAAGGCCUAGAAGCAGUACAAACUGAGUACAAAAAGCAAGACAAUAAAUUAAAGAAAAAAUGAGCUGCAAUUAAAGUUUAUUUUUAAAAUCAAAAAGAAAAAGUGUACAAUUUCUCAAUUUACUGCUUUUGCCAUGAAAUGAAGAAGAAGGAGGCAAGUCGG
Molecule: messenger RNA, 1213 nt
Organism: Glossina fuscipes
Lineage: Eukaryota; Metazoa; Arthropoda; Insecta; Diptera; Glossinidae
Product: putative OPA3-like protein CG13603
Exons: 4
Coding region: 569-1114 (181 amino acids)
Biological process (GO): regulation of lipid metabolic process
Cellular component (GO): mitochondrion
Source: RefSeq, a predicted model, not a curated record